UCCCGCGCCGGGCUCUAAUUUCAACAUAAUUUCAAGUUUGGCAUUUCGACGGUUUUCGGUUCGGUUUUAUUUAAAAAUUUUUGCUAGAAUGGAUUUGAAGCGAAAAUCUUCGUCUUUAACCGAUGUCGGUACUUCAUCAGAAAAGCGUUUAAAAAUACAAGAACCUUCUGGAGAAGAAUUUGAGCCUGAUUCAUUUGCUAGUGCAAUUGCUUCGAAUGAUGUUAAAUUAAUUACCAAGGAGCUUUAUUUACUUAAAAAGCAUUUAACAACCAAAGAGCGUGUGUUAACAUUUUUGAAUCAUCAAAACAAAAAAUGCUUUAAUGCUUUAAUGCAAUAUUUGAUGAAUAUUUUUAAUGAAAAAUUACAACGGGAUAAAGGAAUCAAAAGUAAUCUUUCGUUGAGUGAAGAUGAAAUUUAUUCGAUUACCAAAGAAAUUAUUAGUAUUUUGGCUAAUAUGUGUCAUCUUUCUGUUUUGGCUUGUGUAGAGGUUUGUUUUUUACAUUUAUCGUCCCCCACAUAUAACACAGUUUUUUCUUAA
This is a messenger RNA of Meloidogyne enterolobii, 538 nucleotides long. The record is from the annotation of a GenBank genome assembly. NCBI's taxonomy places the organism in Eukaryota, Metazoa, Nematoda, Chromadorea, Rhabditida, Meloidogynidae.